UAUGUCGAUGUACACAUACGUUGGAAUGGAUUUCGGUUUGGUCAUCAUUUAAUUGUUUGGAUAUUGACACAUUGUUUAUUGCGAAAGUGUUGUUUUUAAUUGUUUGGUUUAGACCAAGGCCAUCUUGUUUAUUACAUAUAAUAAUUUAGUUAAUUGUUUUUGAAAGAAAUAGAAAAGCCAAACCACAAAAUGAUACCGGUUAGUUCACGUGCAUUCAUGGCAAUGCAAAAUUUAACCAUUGCUGAACUAACAAAAUGUGACGAAAAUGAAUUACGACCAUUGCUACCGUGUUUAGUGCGUAUGGCCACAUUAAAAAAACUUGAUAAUACAAAAACAACCAUCGAUUCAAUAGCACAGAUUUUGUCACUUUUGGCUGGCAUUAUUGAGGUGAAUAAUAUUGUAGCAUUGCUACAAAUCGAUUUCCAUGAACUUGAAACUGACAUUCGCAAAGAGCAACAAUUGAGACAAAAAAUUGGCAAUUCGAACCAAGAUUCAGCACAAUUUCAUGGUCUGCAAAAUGGCGUUGCACUCGGCUUUGAACGUGCCGAAAUUACACAAAAAGUACGCAUCAUUUUAUCCGAAUUGUUUUACAUUCAAUCGCAAAUAUUUGAACAAAAUCAAUUGAAUGCGGUUCGCGGACCAAAUGACAAUAUUCAAAAACAGUCCGAACUGUUUGACAAUGAUAUUUAUCUGGAGGAGAUUACACAUAUUAUAUGCAUUGCACUGGCUGAACUGCCAUCACUUUUUAACAUUCAAGAAGUCAUUGAGACACUGCUUUACGUCAACAAUGGCAGCACAAUCAUUUGCUGGAUCGUUGCCAAUAUGCCCGAUUGCUUUAAAGAAGUUGUAACGGCAUUAAUAUCAAAUGGCGAUGAAGAAACCGCCGAAGGAAGACUUCGUUCGAAUGCACUAAAUGCAUUGUGUGAUAUGAAUCCAGGUCAAGCCAUUUCCACACGAACACUCUGCGUAGAAAUGGGAAAAAUGCCGUCGCUCAUGUUGAAAUUGAGUUUAAAAGAUACAAAUGAUUUGAUCGCCUUCGUAUCCAGCCUACUAUUGGGAAAUGAUCAAAAUACAAGAUCCUGGUUUUCAUUGUACGUUCGUACAAAUCAAAAGCGUAAAAAUGAUGCUUUGCAAGCAAUUCGUGAUGAAUUGUUGAAACAAUUGCAAAAUAUCUUAAAAUCAUCACAAAAUUCCAAUCUUCCCGAUGAGUAUGUGAUUCAAGGUGCGGCCAUUCUUCGGCUAUAUUGUGCAUUGCGUGGAAUUGCUGGAAUAAAAUUCAACGAUGACGAAGUAUCAAAAAUCAUGCAAUUGGUCACAUCGAAAAAGCCGCCACCAACACCAUCCGGUAUACGUUUUGUAUCGAUUGCUUUAUGUAUGUUAAUUGCAUGCCCAUCGUUAAUCAUGCAACCAGUUCAAGAAGCAAAGGGAAUCGAAUGGGUUCAGUGGUUGAUCAAAGAGGAAGCAUACUUUGAAUCAAACAGCGGUGUCAGCGCGUCAUUUGGCGAAAUGUUACUGUUAAUGGCCAUUCAUUUUCACAGCAAUCAGGUGUCGGCCAUUUGUGAAUUGGUGUGUUCGACAUUGGGCAUGAAAAUUCCAUUGCGUCAAAAUAACACAACACGAAUGAAGCAAAUUUUCACACAAGAAAUAUUCACGGAACAAGUUGUAACCGCACACGCUGUCAAAGUACCGGUUACAUCGAAUUUGAAUGCAAAUAUGGUCGGUUAUCUGCCUGUUCAUUGCAUACAUCAAUUGCUAAAAUCAAGAGCAUUCACAAAGCACAAAGUUCCGAUCAAGUCAUGGAUCUACCGCCAGAUCUGCUGUAGUUCAACACCAUUACAUCCCGUUUUACCGUCAUUGAUUGAAGUAUACGUAAAUUCGAUUAUUGUUCCGACGGCCAAAGGGCCCGUCGAACACACCACCAAACCGUUAUCACAAGAGGAUAUUUUGCGAGUAUUUCGUAAUUCGGUGAUUGGAAGUACUCUAAGUGUAGCAAAGAAAGGUGAGGAUUUCGACGUAAAAUCACCAUCAUCGGAGAGCGUUUCAAUGGAAGAUGAUUUCCAAUGCACCUCAAAUAUAACGGCUCAGCUUUUGCUUUUAUACUAUUUACUAUUUUAUGAGGAUGUUCGAUUGAGUAAUAUGUCAACAUUAUUGGCAACGGGUCGCAAGAUAAAGAGUUAUCCAACCGAAUUUCUAAAUGAACUUCCCAUCAAAUAUCUGCUGCUGCAAGCCCAACGAAAUCACAACGAUUUUAGUGGAUUAUUUUGUCCAUUGUUAAAACUAUUAAUAACACAUUUUCCGCAUUUAUCACUGGUUGAAGACUGGAUUGAAGAGGAAGCACUACAGCAAACGCAUUACUCAAAGGUGCAAAUUCAAUCGUUUCAUGUAUUGGAGGCGUUUGAAGAAAUCGACACAUGUCCAUCAAAAGUGAUAAAAUUACUUCGUUUCAUGCUGAAGAAAUCACCAUCCGACUUAUGGCCACUGGCCGAAAUAUUCAUUUCAUAUUUUCGACGAAUUUUAAAAGAUACCGUUCCACUUCUCAUUCAAGAUCUCUACAAACAAGUCUGGAUUCGUUUGAAUACAGUUUUACCGCGUCGUCUUUGGGUCAUGACAAUAAAUGCAUUGAUGCCAGAGGAUAAUGUCAUAAAAGUCCAAACGAUGCCACAAGAAAUGACCUUUGAUCCACUUCUAGUGUUACGAUGUGAUGAACGAGUUUUUCGAUGUCCGGUUGCGUUGACAAUCGUUUUACGGAUAUUACAAGCCAGUUUGGCCGCAUCAAAAAGUCAAUUGGCCCGACACAUUUUAGAUAAACCAUUGCAACAAGAUCGACUUGGUCAAAUUCAAUCAGAAACUGAACGUGAAGAUCUACGAACCGCAUUGGUGGCAUCACAAGAAAGUGCAGCUGUUCAAAUGUUGCUUGAAGCAUGCUUGGAAACCGACGAAGAUCGUUCGACUGUUGGUCGAGACACCGUAUUGCGCGAAAUUCGUGGAUUAAUUUGUCAAUACAUUCAUCAUGUAUUCAUUUCGGAACCAUCAAUGGCACGAUUGGUGCACUUUCAAGGAUAUUCACACGAUUUACUUGCCGUCACCGUUCGCGGUAUACCAUCAAUGCACAUCUGUAUGGAUUUCAUACCUGAGCUACUUGGAAUGCAAGAGAUGAGCAAACAAAUAUUCGCUAUCGAUCUUACGUCAUAUCUGUCGCUGCAGUACGCUUUUCCGAAAUCACUAAACUUGGCCAAAUUAUGCAUAAACUCUUUAUCAACAUUGCUCGGCCUACUUACAUCUGAUACACGGAUUGAAAUGUUUCGAUCAGUUUUGCCAUCGUUGGUUCGAUUUGCUGAAGCAUUUCCACCAUUGAUCGAAGAAUGUAUUUUAAUAUUGAUGCAAUUGGGCCGACUGGCCGAUGCACAAUCAUCAUUGGGACGAUCGAUAUCAUUGCCAUCGUUGUCAUUGAGUCCAUGUUCGAAGAUACGAGUUCAAUCACGUAAAGCACUGUCCGUCGAUAAAAUGAUGGACGAAAUUCGCGAAACAUUCGGCAAACUUCUCGAUGAAGCCGUUCUAAAGCCCAAAAUUUAUUAGCUUAAAUUGAGAUAUAAUAGUUAGUUAGUGAUAAAGACUAAAAAAAUAGAAACCAUCGUUUGAUUUGAAGAUUUAUUUUCCAAUAUAAAUAAAAACAAUGUCAAAAUAACUAAUUUUAA
Molecule: messenger RNA, 3695 nt
Organism: Contarinia nasturtii (swede midge)
Lineage: Eukaryota; Metazoa; Arthropoda; Insecta; Diptera; Cecidomyiidae
Gene: IntS2
Product: integrator complex subunit 2
Exons: 5
Coding region: 190-3576 (1128 amino acids)
Biological process (GO): snRNA 3'-end processing
Cellular component (GO): integrator complex
Source: RefSeq, a predicted model, not a curated record